Molecule: messenger RNA, 1770 nt
Organism: Adineta ricciae
Lineage: Eukaryota; Metazoa; Rotifera; Eurotatoria; Adinetida; Adinetidae
Source: the annotation of a GenBank genome assembly
AUGCAAAUAGAAGAAAGAAAGAUCAACAUUAAAAACUUCUUUUUAUACAUUAUUCAUUCAACUGGCAAAUCAACAUUAAUGUCAGGAGAAGGUCAUUUAUCUCUUCACAUUAUCCCUGUAGAACUUGUUUAUCGUAUUUUGGAUCAUCUUGAUCAAUUAACAAUUUUGUAUUCAGUCCGUAAUCUCUGUAAACGAUUAAACUCUAUUAUAGAUACGUAUGAUCUGUAUAAGGAAUGUAGGACGCUUGAUCUCAGUCAUUAUGAAAUCAAAGAACAGGGAGCACAACGUCUUGCAUAUGGACUGACACGUAACACUAUAUUUACUACAAUCAACCUUAACAGUAAUAGAAUUGGUGAUAGUGGUAUCGAGUAUCUUAUCAAAGCUUUGAAAAACAAUCAAACACUCACUACACUUAGUCUCAGUUGUAAUAAUAUUAACGAAUUAGGAGCACACAAUCUUGCUAAUUUUCUUCAGACUAAUACGAUACUUGCUACGCUUGAUCUUAGUCAUAAUUAUAUUGAUGUUUCUGGAGCAAAAUACAUUGCCGAUGCUCUGGCAAAAAACACAAAUCUUACUGCAUUGAAUCUUAGUGGUAAUCAAAUACGAAAUCAAGGAGCUCAAUAUUUUGGUAUCGCACUUACAAAAAAUAAGACUCUUCUGUUACUCGAUCUUGGAAGUAAUAAAAUUGAAAGUCAAGGGGUACAACAAUUAGCAAAUGUGUUUACAGUUAACAAAACACUCACAGUUUUGAAUCUUAGCUACAAUAAUAUUCAAGACAAUGGAGCAAAGCAAUUAGCCGAUGCUCUAAAAACAAACAUGACUCUAACAACACUCGAUCUUACAAAAACUCAUAUUGGAGAAUUGGGAGCUAUAGAACUUGCUAAUAUGCUGGCCAAGAACAAAACACUUUCUGUACUGAAACUUGGUGAUAAUCAGAUUAAUAAUCAAGCAGGAAUAUAUCUGGGCAAUGCUAUGAAACAUAAUAUGUCCCUUACAAUACUUGAUCUUAGCGAAAACCAAAUCAAAGAUGAAGGAACUAUUAGUUUGGCUAAUGGCCUUGCGAAUAAUACCACACUCAAUAUACUCGAUUUGAAUAAAAAUGGAAUUGAGGAACAAGGUGCACAACAUCUUGCUCGAGUGCUGAUCAACAAUAAUAUACUUACUAUGCUCAAUCUUGCAUGGAAUCGAAUAAGAGAUUCAGGUGCUGAAUAUAUCAGUCGUAUACUUACAAGUAAUACGGCAUUGACUUCACUCAAACUAGAGAACAAUGACAUUGGGAAUCACGGAGCACAAUAUCUAGCAAAUGCUCUUGUCAAUAAUAGAACACUUAUUUCACUUAAUCUUUCAGUGAAUGAAAUUGGCGAUGAAGCGGUACAAAAUUUUUCUAUUACUCUAAAAAAUAAUAAGACACUUACUACUCUGGAUCUUUGCCAAAACCGCAUUACUGACGAAAGUGUACAGUACCUCGCCCAAGCUCUCAUGAAUAAUACAACAUUAACUUUACUUGACUUAAGACAUAAUCGCAUAGCUGAUAAAGGUGCAGAACAUCUCGCCAUUGUUCUUAAAACUAAUCGAACAUUGACUAAACUUAACCUUCAAUAUAAUUCUAUAACAGAAGAAGGAGCUGCACAUUUUGCGCGAGUUCUUAGAGAUCAGACGACAGUAACAACAGUUUAUCUUCGUUGGAAUAAUUUUGGAGAAAAAGCACGACCACGACUAUGGAAAUUGGCCAAUGACAGUGAACGCUUAUCAUUAUUAGGCAUAAUGUAA